AUGAACAGGAAUUUCGUUAAUGUUAUUGUGUCCGAUGAUGGACUCACCGUCACAGACACUGAUGGCGAUGCAUCCAGAUGGCCGGAUACCACGCGGAUCCCAAAUCCUUCCGGCGAAACGAUUUAUUAUCAUCCGAUCGAAAGCAAAAUUGAGUUAUAUUUAACGAAACUCGGAGAAUCGUUGGCUUAUGCGUUGCGAGGAUCCGGUGUGGACGUAAAAAAGCCGGUGUUGACCUCUCUUCCGAAAGGAUACCAAGUGUUCGAGCGAGUCAGGGAAAAUGAAUCUAACGUUGCAAUUAGGAAGGAUACAUAUCUAUUCGGCAGUGAUGUUUGUCCGAAAUUUAAUUCGCCACGCGACUUCGAAGAACAUCUUUUAUGGCUUGCUUCGGAUAAAGUGCUUCCUUGCCGAUGCAAAUAUUGUCGAAAGAAUCAAUCUCGCUCGUCAGUUUCACCCGAGUCAAGCAUUAAAAGAGAACCUUCAUCGAAGAGGUCGAUUAAUUCGAGACAAGAAUUAGUUCAGAUGACCAAAUCCAAAAAGCCAAAAGUGUCCACCAAUGAUAAUAGAUCUAGUCCCGAAAACCUCGACGACAAGGAUCAGAUUUUGGAAAAGCGCACACGUACCUUUCGAAUUGGGGAAAUUGUAUGGGCUGAUGUACGUCAUGUGUUGACCGAAAGUCAAAGAAAUGAACUUGGGUCUAAGACCAUCACAUAUUGGCCAGCUUUCAUUCAAAAUCAUUUUCCAGCCGAACAUGUUCUCGCUGAUGAAUCCCCUGAAGUCGCCAUCCAAUAUAAUUUAAGAAUAAUUUUACUCAAUGACAACGUUCGAUUAAAACAGAAAGCCAUUUUACCAUGGUUGGAGAUCUCCCCCAAAAAUGUCAUCGCCGAAUUUCAGGGUGAUAAACUCUCGGAAUUGACAUCCAAGUUCCUGCGGGCGGUUGAUCAUGCAAAAGCAAUGGCCACCUCUACUGUCGAGCCUUACUAUUCUGAGGAGCGACUACAACCAUUUCGCCAAACAGGCGAAGACAAUGAAGAAAAUAGAGACUCCAAAUUAAAUUCAUGUAUUCGUAUCAAAGGUCUCUUGUAUGGCGCCGAAUUACUAAAAGAAAACGAUUACAUUCGAGUCCUUCAACCACAAAAUACAGAAGAGGCGAACAAGAAUCCGAUCUUUAAAAUCCACAAUAUUUAUUACAAUGAAAGUGCUCAGCGUAUAGAAUUUUCAGGUGAUAUGUAUAUUAGGAUGUACCAAGGUAAAUAUGUGUUAGUAAAGAUUAAUCCAAACGAUGAGGAAUAUCGACUCGGAUUGUCUGAAAUCGCGGGACGGUAUUAUGAAAACUUUCCCACUAUCACGAGAAAUCCAGAGAUAGAUGAAUUUUGGAACGAAAGGCAUCAAAGUAAAAUUUUCAAGGAGAUUUUCGGUGAAGAGGAGAGUUAG
Molecule: messenger RNA, 1431 nt
Organism: Acaulospora morrowiae
Lineage: Eukaryota; Fungi; Glomeromycota; Glomeromycetes; Diversisporales; Acaulosporaceae
Source: the annotation of a GenBank genome assembly